Penicillium griseofulvum is the source of this 1227-nucleotide messenger RNA. Its product is annotated as Tic20-like protein. Gene Ontology annotation, biological process: mitotic cell cycle. Bases 1 to 1227 code for a protein of 408 amino acids. The transcript is spliced from 6 exons. Lineage: Eukaryota; Fungi; Ascomycota; Eurotiomycetes; Eurotiales; Aspergillaceae. Gene Ontology annotation, cellular component: mitotic spindle; DASH complex. The record is from RefSeq and is a predicted model, not a curated record.
AUGGCUUUCCGCACUACAGCAGAAGAAAUGGAGAGGCUUCAGCUAUCCGAUGAUGACACAGAGGAUAUCUGGAACUCCCCAUCCAGGAGAGCAACCCACAAAAAGAUCAACCCAAAAACCUCUACCGAGAAAAUUGCACCAGAAAAUCGAGCUUCCCACGAUGGUGACGAUCCUCUGAUAGAUCACCAAGAGGCCCGCGAGGCUGCCCUCCGGACAGAAUUACAAGGUGUGCGGAAUAUUAACGAAGUCAUUGAAGGACUUCUGGCAAGUUUGGACUCCGCCAAAGGAAACAUGGAGACCGUCUCACAAACUGUUACGUCGGCCUCGACACUCCUCAACACCUGGACUCGCAUUCUCUCCCAAACCGAGCAUAAUCAGCGAUUGAUCCUCAACCCCAAGUGGGAAGGCGCUACUCAAGAUGUGAUCGAUAUCGAGAACCAAGCGAUUCAAAGACAGCAAGCGGCAGAAAGACGCGAGCAGGCGCUCCAGCAACAAAGAGAGGCAGCAGCGCGGAAAGCCGAGGAAAUUGAAAGGCGACGCGCGCAGGUCACUCGGGGUACUCGGGGCACCACCCGCGGAACUACAAGGGGUACAGUGAGAAGUACUGGCCUAGGAAGAACGCCCAGUAUCAGCACAACCCGCACGGCAACACGAGGGUCUACAACAACAACCCAGCGGUACAACAACAUAAUGAACUUCGCACCGUAUCAAGAUCAAUCACCAGAGAUUGAGCGUGCCCUAUCCCCCCCUCACCCAGAUGGUCAGAGAAUCUCCCCAAUUCUCCGCUCACCGCGAGCCUCGGCAGACCUGCCCUCCCCCAGUUACUUCGCUGGCGGAAAUGGCAACACGGGAUCUGGGCGAGACCUGGAGGGUGGCCAUGUGAGUCUAGGGGCUUUUGAAACAAGUCUUCCCAUUCGUAUGGAUAUCGAAGCAGCGCUCGCGUAUCUGCUUCUACCUCCCGCGGGAGGUGUAUUCCUGCUACUAGCUGAACACAAGAGCGACUAUGUGCGGUUCCAUGCUUGGCAAUCGAGCAUGUUAUUUGCUACCAUGUUUAUCAUCCACCUACUGUUCUGCUGGUCGAGUUUCCUCUCCUGGACAUUGUUUAUUGUCGAUGUUGUUUUAAUUGGAUUCCUCAGCAUGCAUGCUUAUCAGGAUGUUGAUACUUUGGACCACUUUGAGGUCCCCUUUUUCGGCCAUCUGGCCAACUCCUUUGUUGACGAUGAAUGA